GUUGCAAUUUUAGACCGUCAGCUGACUCCAGAAAUCCGUGGAGAGGGGCCGCUCUGCCUACAAAAACAGGGACGGAAAGCGGGAGCUGCGUCGCGGCCUGUCGGCUUCGGGACCUCCAGCCUCUGACCCCUCGCCGCCGCCGCCACCAGUGCCAUCGCCGCCAUGGGGCCCCGCGGCCUCCUCCUGCUGCUCGCCCUGGCCGGGUCCUGCGCCGCCCUCGUCAGGAUCCCCCUGACCAAGUUCCCCUCCAUGCGGCGGAUCCUGAGUGAGGCGGGCAGUGAGAUCCCAGAUAUGAACUCCAUCACCCAGGCGAUCAAGUUCAAGCUGGGCUUUGCCGAGGAGGGUGAGCCCACUCCGGAGAUUUUGAAGAACUACAUGGAUGCCCAGUAUUAUGGUCCUAUCGGCAUUGGGACACCCCCCCAGAAUUUCACUGUGAUCUUUGACACUGGCUCCUCCAACCUCUGGGUGCCAUCCGUGCACUGUUCCAUGUUGGACAUCGCCUGCAUGCUGCACCACAAGUAUGACUCCUCUAAAUCCAGCAGCUAUGUGAAGAACGGCACCAAGUUUGCCAUCCGCUAUGGGACGGGGAGCCUUUCUGGGUUCCUGAGCCAAGACACAGUCACGCUUGGUGAUUUGAAAAUCCCGGAUCAGACCUUUGGGGAGGCCACGAAGCAGCCAGGCAUCACAUUCAUUGCUGCCAAGUUUGAUGGCAUCCUGGGCCUGGCAUAUCCAAGGAUCUCUGUGGAGCAAGUUGAGCCUUUCUUUGAUAACAUCAUGAAACAGCGGCUGGUCAGCAAAAAUGUAUUCUCUUUCUACCUAAACAGAGACCCCUCUGGUGUCCCUGGUGGUGAGCUGCUCCUGGGAGGGACCGACCCCAAGUACUACAAGGGCAAACUGACCUGGUAUAAUGUCACACGCAAAGCCUACUGGCAGAUCCACAUGGACGCGGUGGAUGUUGCCAACGGGGCGAGCGUGUGUCAGGGGGGCUGCGAGGCCAUCGUGGACACGGGAACCUCACUCAUCACAGGCCCCACCAAAGAGGUGAAGAAGAUACAGGAAGCCAUUGGUGCAAAACCACUCAUAAAAGGCGAGUACAUGAUCCCCUGUGAAAAAGUGCCAACACUGCCUAACGUCACAAUGACACUAGGAGGGAAGGCCUUCCAGCUCACAGGAGAGCAGUAUGUCCUCAAGGUUGUUUCAGGAUCAGAGACAGUAUGCCUAAGUGGCUUUUCAGGCCUGGACAUCCCACCCCCCGGGGGCCCUCUCUGGAUCCUGGGAGAUGUCUUUAUUGGACCCUACUACAGCGUCUUUGACCGUGAUAACAACCGUGUUGGCUUUGCCCCAAGUGUCUAAACACCUGACCCCCACUGCCUCUGCCACACACGCACUUACACACACGGGAGCCAUAGACAAAGGUUACCAGUAUUAGAAACCCAGUGAGUGGAAAGGAGAAAAAAAAAAAAAAAAAAGGAAAAAGAAAUGGAACUAGAUUUAAAAUUACAUGGAAAAUAGUCAUUAGUGCCCUGCUAGCUACUUUUUCCACUCUGUUGAGUGGUGCUGGGAGGUCUCUAGCUGACAACUCCAGCUGGAGUAGUCCCUUGCUUUACUGCUAGUUCUUCCAGUAGUUCUUUUUCAGAAUGAUUCUCAGAGCUGAGCAAGGUCCUCUCACAUCUCCCAGCACUGAUGUCCUUCCUUGGGGGGGGGGGGGGGGGGGGGGCAGCUCAAGCCAGCCCCUGGCACCUCUGUUCCUGCAGAGAGGUUGUGCUACUGCUCUUGGGUUUGGAUUUCUGUGUUGGGGGAGAGGGACAAGGGAAGACUGUCUUGCACAUUAGUUCUUACUGCUUUUUCACUCAUGAAGUGGGGGAGUGGAUGGCAGGGAAGAAUCUGUCUUUUUGACCCCUACUUGGCAGGUAAGGCAGUGACCAGUAGGUCACUUCUCAAGGAGUUUGUCAUGGUUUGGUCCUAGGAGAGCAUGUCCUGGGCUGGAGCAAUGGGGAAGCACAGUAGUGUGCCCAGGGGAUGAGUUUCAGAGCCUGAGGGCUCUGGUGGUUUGUUUUGUUUAGUGAUGGCACUAGUGAGAGAGCUGGGAGGCAUGACAUCCACAUGCCUGACAUAACGGGACAAGGGUUUGUAGGGGGGCUCUAGCCAGUGGGACUUUUCAGUCAGUAUGAAUAUUAAGGGGGUCAAGAGAGGUUAUAAUAGAGGUUACUUGAAUUCAGGGCCAUGAAGGUCCAGCCUGCUGCUGAGCAAAGUCAUGUGGCACAAGUUCUCUCGAGUUUAGUGACCUUCUCCCAGGUUCCCCAAACAGCAAAUCUUCCCAGCUUCAUCCACAGCCAGUCAGUUGAGAAUAAUGUUUCCUAAAGCAACUAAGUGAUCUACAAGCUGAAAUCAUACUGAUAAAAUCCAUGUUUGUCAGCCUCGUAAGACCUUUUGGAAACAUGAUUCACAGCAUUUUGAGCUGCCCAAAACUCAAGAGACAGUUGGCAGAGCCAGCAAACCUCCUGGGCAGGAGGAUGGCAUGGCAGCUGCUGGAUUUGCAUUCACUUUCCCUGCUGCCCUGUCCCAAAAUCCAGCUGCCUUUAACACCCUCUGUACCUGCUUUCCACUUUACUGACGCUGGUGAGCUCUGUUCGUGUCCAGCUGUGUUGCAGACACAGUGAGGCACAGUCCUGCUUCGGAGAGGUUGUAGCUGAUUUAGCUGUGCACACAGAUCCUCCCAGAGAGCCGGGAUCUGCGCAUGCGGAGCCUUGGUGUCUUGCUGGGCUGGCACUGGUAGGCAAACACUGGUGGAGCUGGGAGGAUGAUAAAAUGAGUUUUAAGCAGUGCUGGAAAGCCAAAGAGAGCCUGCCAAGAAUCCCAGCCCCUGUGCUGGGAGUAAGACUCUCUUCGCUUUCCCAGUGUGCUGGAUCAGGUCCUGAAGUUACGGGAGUGGCAGCAGAUAAGGAGCAAAGCUGAGAGUGGCGAAAGGAUAAGAUAAGCAGCAGCCAUGACCCCAGACCAGGCUAAACAGAUGGCAAAAUCCUGGCUACCCAAAAUUCACUGAUAAUCCUGCCAGCAGUAGCAAUGGGGCCAAGAAAUUUUCUGAGAAAGGUCUUUGGGCAGUGAGUGAAUAAGACAGUUUUGCCCCAUGAAAUAAAUUUGGCAUUGUAACCAUGCUUCACCUUGGAGGGGUGUGGCAUGGACAGGGGGACAGGCAUAGGCACACAUGACACACAUGCAUCGUCCCCUACAGCCGCAGAUGUGACAAAUGCUGCUCCCAAAGCUUGCUUCUGCCUGCUCAUAAUCUUCACCUAGAACUCUGCAUCUGGACACCAAAGGACAUCUGUUGUAGACUGGCCAGAGAACAGUAGCAUAUUACCAAAAAAAAAGUAAUCUUCAUUAGCUACUCCAAAAUCAGCAAAUAUUCAGCACCUCUCCAGAGAUCUUCAGUUUCACACCAGUUAAGUGCUCAGAGCUCCUGCAAGUUCUGCUGCAUCGCUUCCCAGCCACAGGAUUUCUUCAGCAGGGCGUCACAGAGUCAGCCUCUUGGGUACCUGCUGAAACAGACCUGAUGUGAGGGGGAACCUUGACACGGACCUGGCAGUGGGUUUUGAAUAGCAUCAGAUUUAAGAGGGAUGUGCAGCACAGCCCCAGACAGAGCCCUUGGGCCAUGGCUAUGCUGGGCGUCCGCUGCCUCCCGCCGCGUGCGUGGUCCCUGCACAGUAACUCCAGGUGGGCUGAUGUGUGUCAGCAGGCAGGAGGCGGCUGCCUGGGGAAAGAGCACAGCCCAGAGUGAUGCCCUGAGCAACACACUUUACGAUAAGCUGGAGGACCAGUUCACUGCAGUCUUCCCUGAAUGGGUCUCCUCCCCUUGUUCUUUUAUUUGCAUUUUUAAACCCAUGUCUAAUCGUGUGACUGGUUCUUUAAAAUUAUUUUGCUGUCAGAAUUAAUUGUCUCUUCAUAUAAAAUUGAAAAGAAAAUACAGUAUUUUCCCCUUUAA
Corvus hawaiiensis (hawaiian crow) is the source of this 3979-nucleotide messenger RNA. RefSeq names its product cathepsin D (gene CTSD). NCBI's taxonomy places the organism in Eukaryota, Metazoa, Chordata, Aves, Passeriformes, Corvidae. Gene Ontology annotation, molecular function: aspartic-type endopeptidase activity. The transcript has 9 exons. The record is from RefSeq and is a predicted model, not a curated record. Bases 163 to 1353 code for a protein of 396 amino acids. Gene Ontology annotation, biological process: proteolysis.